UUUCUGAAAAUAGCUCAGAGGGGGAACACGAGAGUAUGGGAGCUCAGUGCUGCAAAAAACACGGGUUGUUUGCAGGGAUUGCGACACCGAUUGGAAAUUGCCACCUCUGAGAUGUGAUCCUACCAGCUUGACUGCUGUCUAAGAGAAGUGUUUCUUUGAAAGAGUGAACCAACAGUCGUAGAGGAGCAAAUCUUUUUUAUUUACCCUGUAAACAAGGUGAGCUGACUGUCUGCUUUAUAAAGUAUCAAAUGACAUUUUAAAAGGACGGUGACUUUUUUGGGAGAUCUGACAUCUUGAGGGAGCUCCUCUUGCAUUUGGAUCCUAACAACAUGUUUCUCAAUUUUAAUUUUCUCAUUUUCUGGACGUUUGGACAAAGGAUUUCUUCUGGAAUAGAAUAUACUAGUUGUGGAUCUCCUGAGCCCCUGCUGGAAUAAUGGGAGACUUAAGGCAGACAAUUGGGGUCAUGUCACAGACUAUAUGUCCAAGUUCUGCAGCUGCAUCUAAGGAGGACUUAAAAGUACCAAAUGGUGUUCAAAGAGAGAAGAUGCAGAUGAAGAGAGAGAUUUCUCUCAUCAACGGUAUCUGUCUCAUCGUUGGUAACAUGAUAGGCUCUGGGAUCUUUAUUUCACCGAAGGGUGUUCUGAUGUACAGCUCUUCCUAUGGACUGUCUCUGCUGAUUUGGGCCUUGGGAGGAAUCUUCUCUGUGUUUGGAGCUUUGUGCUACGCAGAGCUGGGUACCACCAUCACCAAAUCCGGAGCCAGCUAUGCCUACAUCCUGGAGUCCUUUGGUGGCUUCCUGGCUUUCAUUCGCCUUUGGACGUCCAUCCUGCUAAUUGAGCCAGCCAGUCAGGCUGUGAUUUCCCUGACCUUCGCCAACUACCUGCUGGAAGCUUUCUAUCCCACCUGCCAGCCUCCAUAUGAUGGGGUUCGACUCAUCGCUGCAGCCUGCCUCUGUAUUCUCAUCUUCAUCAACUGUGCUUAUGUAAAAUGGGGAACUCUGGUUCAGGAUGUCUUCACUUAUGCAAAACUCAUGGCACUCCUCCUCAUAAUCUGCAUUGGCAUCCUGAAGAUGGUGGCAGGAGAGAUGAAGAGCUUUGAGAAUCCAUUUGACGGCUCAUCCACAGAUCCUGGAGAAAUCUCUUUGGCUCUCUACUCUGCUCUUUUCUCCUACUCCGGCUGGGAUACACUCAACUUUGUUACAGAGGAGAUUAAGAACCCAGAGAGGAAUCUGCCACUGGCCAUUGCUGUCUCCAUGCCCAUCGUAACCAUCAUCUACCUACUGACCAACGCUGCAUACUAUGUUGUUUUGGACAUGCCGUCCCUGCUGUCUAGUGAUGCUGUUGCUGUGACAUUUGGAAAUGCAGUGCUGGGGCCGUUCAAGUGGAUCAUCCCUGUGUCAGUGGCCAUGUCCUGCUAUGGAGGACUAAAUGCUUCCAUCAUUGCUGCCUCACGGCUGUUUUUCGUGGGAGCCAGAGAAGGACACCUUCCAGAUAGCCUCAGCCUGAUCCACGUGCAGCGCUACACACCCAUACCUGCUCUGGUGUUUAACGGACUGAUGGGCCUGAUCUUCCUGUGCGUGGAGGACGUGUUUCAGCUCAUCAGCUACUUCAGCUUUAGCUACUGGUUCUUUGUUGGGCUCUCAGUGGCCGGCCUCAUCCACCUACGGAUUACCCAGCCAGACAGACACAGACCUGUCAAGCUCUCUUUGUUCUUCCCCUUUGUCUACUGCCUGUGCAGCCUGUUUUUGGUUAUUGUGCCCCUUUAUGGAGAUACCAUCAACUCUCUAAUAGGAAUUGCCAUUGCACUCUCUGGAAUUCCAGUAUAUUAUGUGGCAAUCUAUCUACCGGAGGACAGAAGACCCAGAUUCCUGCGUAAACUAAACACUUUCACCACCAGAUACACGCAGAUGAUGCUUUACUGCUGCCUGACCGAGUUUGACUUUGAGGCAGAAGUGCAAACAAGAGAUAAAACAAACUGAGCCAAAACUUAUACCAUGCAUUUGCCAAAAUUUUGGCUCCUGGUUUUGGACAACUGUGAAGAUUUUUCUACUAGGCCAAGUAGAACAAAAAUGGAUUCAACCACAAAAGGAGGAAUUGCUCAAAAACCUUUCUUUUCCAGCUCCAUUCCCACUGAGAUCCCAUUAAAAUUCUGUGAGGAUAUUAAUAAAAUGAUUCAAACAAUCUU
Oryzias latipes (Japanese medaka) is the source of this 2184-nucleotide messenger RNA. Its product is annotated as Y+L amino acid transporter 2. Gene Ontology annotation, biological process: amino acid transmembrane transport. NCBI's taxonomy places the organism in Eukaryota, Metazoa, Chordata, Actinopteri, Beloniformes, Adrianichthyidae. Gene Ontology annotation, molecular function: L-amino acid transmembrane transporter activity. The record is from RefSeq and is a predicted model, not a curated record. Gene Ontology annotation, cellular component: membrane.